AUAUAGUGAAUGCAGGGUCCAGGGAGAUCAGUUAUAGUGGAUGCAGGGUCCGGGGAGACCAGAUAUAGUGAAUGCAGGGUCCAGGGAGAUCAGUUAUAGUGGAUGCAGGGUCCGGGGAGACCAGAUAUAGUGAAUGCGGGGUCCGGGGAGACCAGAUAUAGUGAAUGCAGGGUCCUGGAAAUCCUUUAAAUGUAAUGCACAUUUAAUGAACCGGGUCCACAUAUUGGUCUUUCCAAGUGUGACCUUAAUCCUGAUAAUGAGUACAAAGACACUAUUUUAUGUAUCCACCUUUAUAGAGAAAGAAACUGGAACUAAAAUUUGUUUAAUGUGACCAGUUAGAGCUAAUCAGAAGUGUUUGAUG
Staurois parvus is the source of this 361-nucleotide messenger RNA. The record is from the annotation of a GenBank genome assembly. NCBI's taxonomy places the organism in Eukaryota, Metazoa, Chordata, Amphibia, Anura, Ranidae.